CACACCCGAACCAUGCCGUGAAUGCAGCGCAGCGGUGAGGGUUGGGGGGAGCAGCCGAGUCCGAAACAGAAGUGACCGCUAGCUUCAUGUCUGCCAUACAGCCGUCAGUGAACUAGCGAGAGGCGGAAAUCUCUCACAGGAAAGAGGGCGAGACAGAGGGAGAGCGAGGGGUCCCGCUGGAAGGGAUACUGGACUUUAUUUCCGUACGUUUGAACCGACUAAAUACAUCGAUUUGAGGUAUACCUAUUUUAAGCAGCUCGGGAAUAACAGCCGUUGGAAGGUUAGCUAGCCACCGCCAUCUCUUCUCAGUCGGAGCGACCGCCGUGUCUUCCACACCAUGGGGAACGCUGCCACCGCCAAGAAGGGCAACGAGCUAGAGAGCGUGAAAGAGUUUCUAGCCAAAGCCAAAGAAGAUUUCUUACGGAAAUGGGAAUGCCCACCACAGAGCACAACGUGCCUAGACGACUUUGAGAGAUUAAAGACCCUGGGUACCGGCUCAUUUGGAAGAGUCAUGUUGGUGAAACACAAAGGAACAGAGCAAUACUUUGCCAUGAAAAUACUGGACAAGCAGAAGGUGGUGAAACUCAAGCAAAUAGAACACACAUUAAACGAGAAGAGGAUAUUACAGGCUGUGAGCUUCCCCUUUCUCGUCAAACUUGAGUAUGCGUUUAAGGACAACUCCAAUUUGUACAUGGUGAUGGAGUAUGUUCCAGGAGGAGAGAUGUUCUCACACCUAAGACGAAUUGGAAGGUUCAGUGAACCACAUGCACGGUUUUACGCCGCCCAGAUAGUGCUGACAUUUGAGUACCUCCAUUCACUAGAUCUCAUAUACAGAGAUCUGAAACCUGAGAACCUUCUCAUUGACCACCACGGCUACAUUCAGGUGACAGACUUUGGGUUUGCCAAGCGGGUAAAAGGCAGGACCUGGACGUUGUGUGGGACACCGGAGUAUCUGGCGCCAGAAAUCAUUCUCAGCAAAGGCUAUAACAAAGCUGUGGACUGGUGGGCCCUCGGAGUCCUCAUCUAUGAAAUGGCAGCUGGCUACCCUCCGUUCUUUGCAGAUCAACCCAUUCAGAUCUAUGAGAAGAUCGUGUCUGGGAAGGUGAGGUUCCCCUCCCACUUCAGCUCCGACUUGAAGGAUCUGUUGAGAAACCUGCUGCAGGUGGAUCUGACAAAACGCUAUGGCAACCUGAAGAACGGCGUGAACGACAUCAAGGGCCACAAAUGGUUUGCCACAACAGACUGGAUCGCAAUCUACGAGCGAAAGGUGGAAGCCCCGUUCAUACCAAAGUGCAGAGGCCCAGGGGACACCAGCAACUUCGACGACUACGAGGAGGAAGAAAUCCGCGUUUCUUUAACGGAAAAGUGUGCAAAGGAGUUUGCAGAGUUUUAGGAUGCGAGAACAUGGAUAUAUCAGGGAAAUAAGGGGAUCUUUGCACUCUUCUAAAGACUUGGGAUGGAGCAGAGACCAUCGUUUUUCAGAUCUACUACAUAGUCCCUUCAUUCCGUAAGGCUGAAUGAGGUCGCCAUGAUCCUUGGGUGCCGAUAACCUCUCACUGUCACGUACACCUGCAUAUUAAAGCAGACACACCACUUUUUCUUUUUCUUUUUUUGUACCUUCCCACCGUUUUUUUUUGUUUGUUUGUUGUUUUUUUUUUUUUUUUUUUUUUUUUUACUUUGAAGCAGUUAAUCUUGGAUGUUGUUUCAAUAUAUGAGGAAAUACUGAGACAAUGGCCAGUAAUAGUCCACACAUUGUAACUGACUUGUUUAUGGCAGUUUGACACACAGUUCUGCGGGUUGUAGACUGUUCCCUCUAGUUGUCAGCGGUGUAUAUUUAACGGUCUGUUACAAGUCCACAUCACAUUGGCUAUUGGAAAAUUCUGGCCCGCAUUCUGAGGUAACAUUUGUCCCAUGUGCAUAUCUGUCAGUUUUGUAAGACAUCUGAACACGCUGAGUGUUGAAAGCAUGACCAAAUAGAAGACAAUGGGUGACACAAGGAAAGAGGUCCUCUUCUUUCUUUGCUUUUUGCAGAGAGAGCCGAGUCCUCAUACCCCCACAGAAGCAUCCAUUCACUGUCUUCUUGGCAUUCUGACCCAGGCACAAUAAGCCAUUGCAGAAAAUGACAAACCUUGUUGCAUUAGUAAAAGGCAAAUCGAGUCGUUUGUUUGAUCCUUUUGGAUCUUGUUAGUUACAUGUAAAAUUUGUCAUUGGGUAUCUUACUAUUUUUUUUUUUUUGUCGCUGUGUCUAACAUUAUAGUCAUGUCCCUAGAGUUCAGGUCUGCUUAUAAAGACCCUUUCUUAUGAGUCUGUGGAACAAUGCGACUUCAGUAAUGGAAAAGAGUGAGGCAAAAUCCUUUUGAGGAUUUUUAUUGAGUGUAAUGUAAACUUGAGAAGGUCUGUGUGAAUAGUGUUGCGGCUUCGUGCCUCAACAUUGUUGGUGAGGCCUUUAAAAAAAACAAUUAUUUGUAUUGUAUUAAAUCAAAGAUGUUUUAAAAUCUUAAGAAACAGGAAAGCAAAACUGCAUCUUUACCAUAUUCACCCUGUUGCCACCCCAAACUGAUGUCUUUGUUUCAUUCUUAUCGAAGAAUGUAGAUUUGCAACUUAUAGGUAUGCAUAUUUGAAAGCUUUGAUUUCAAGGUACAGUUUUCCUCACAAUACACUGGCUAAAAUAAAGACUGCUCCUUUGUAUCACAUGUAACCCUCUUAUUGUUAAACUCAUGACAUCAUACGUAUAUACAUUGUUUCAUAUAUGUUUUUAUUUAUACACAUUAGAGAUGCUAAUAAAUUUUAUUUUUAAAAGUG
This is a messenger RNA of Chelmon rostratus (copperband butterflyfish), 2802 nucleotides long. It is a transcript of the gene prkacbb, whose product is annotated as protein kinase, cAMP-dependent, catalytic, beta b. The record is from RefSeq and is a predicted model, not a curated record. Lineage: Eukaryota; Metazoa; Chordata; Actinopteri; Chaetodontiformes; Chaetodontidae. Gene Ontology annotation, molecular function: cAMP-dependent protein kinase activity; ATP binding. Gene Ontology annotation, cellular component: cAMP-dependent protein kinase complex; nucleus. The transcript has 10 exons. Gene Ontology annotation, biological process: peptidyl-serine phosphorylation. The coding region runs from base 338 to 1393 and encodes 351 amino acids.